AUGACAGCAAAAUCAGGAUCCGACUUUGCUACUCAACCUUCCACUCCAAGACACAAUCCAAGAAAUGCUUUCAUCUCAACACCUGACUACACUCCCCCUUCAUUGUCCCCCUCUCCUCCCUUCAGAUUCUCGGCAAAUAUUACAUCUGAAUCAGAUCUAUUCAUCUCAGAUUUUCGUGCAUCAUCAACUACGAAAGAUAAAUCAAGUAAUGACUCUGUAGCUUCGCUUCUGAGAUCGAACAAUGGCUCUUAUUCUCAUUCCGACCUUACUUUGACUUUCCCACGAACAGCAAUGAACGAUCGAACCACUUCUUCCACAAAUCCUGGUUCAGAAUACGUGCUUACUUCCUUCGGCAAUAUAUCUAUAUCUAACAAUUCCAUUCUCACUCGCGAUCGCUACGAUCUAAACAUCACUCGGAAUCCUUUCCAUCCCCACAGUCAAAAAUUAAAUCUGGAGUCCGAGGACUUACGCACAUACUAUCAAACCCUCCAAUUCUACCGAAAAUGGACUUCUCAUUUGAUUUCUCACCUCACUGGUAUCCCUAUAACGCGCAAUCUAACAUCCACUUCUCCGGAUAAUUUCAUCACUAUACACUCUCCUUCCCGCACUCACUCUCUCAAGCACGAUGACCCUCAACUUCUCCCCCCUCGAGCUGACCACCCCAAUGAGCUCACAAUCCUCACUCGCCAAAAAAAUUUAAUCCAAGAAAAUGAUCUCGCUACUUCCAUUUCCCAGCUCGAGGCUCUAAUUAAGCAUCUACUCUCCCUCCCUCUCCCCCACACCCCUCAAAACAAGAAUGCCAAUACCGAUACCCUCCUCUACCGCGUGCACACUGCAACAUCUCAAUCCACCUAUUCUCGCUCCUACGGAUUCCGCUGCUCAGGCUGGAUAGACAGUCUCUACACAUCCGGCGUAACAGACGAAAGACAAGCCGACGGCCGCGCAUUCCAAUCUCAUUGCAACCGGGACAAGGUUCCCAGUCCCUACAUUUCCGUAUCCACAUCCAUUGCACGAAUUAUGAGAUUGCCCGAGUGCCACAAAGAGAAAGAAGCGGGAAGUCGUGUAUCUGUUAUCUCGCUGAAUCGACUUAGACAAUUGGGCAUUAAAGCACAGAGUACAAGUUUAUAUUUUGAUGAAUUUGUGUAUUCCUCAGGAGGGAAGAUUUCGAGGAAGAAUGGGGACAAGGAUCAUCUAUAUGAGGAUGGAGUGAGUUAUGUGACAGAUACUCAUUGGUUGGUAGAGGAAUGGAUACCGGAUCAGGCAAUUGUCAGUGAGAUGGAUUGUGAGGAGUUUUUUAAGAUAGCCGACAGAGGAGGGAUCAAUAGGGAGGUUGCCAGGAAGUACCCAUUCAAAACAGAAUUAGAGGCACUGACAAUCGACUUGGAGAAGUGGCCUGAGAGGUAUCCGGGCGGGAAGAAGUAG
Botrytis deweyae is the source of this 1422-nucleotide messenger RNA. RefSeq lists its product as uncharacterized. NCBI's taxonomy places the organism in Eukaryota, Fungi, Ascomycota, Leotiomycetes, Helotiales, Sclerotiniaceae. The record is from RefSeq and is a predicted model, not a curated record. The transcript has a single exon. The coding region runs from base 1 to 1422 and encodes 473 amino acids.